This is a messenger RNA of Oryza sativa Japonica Group (Japanese rice), 2423 nucleotides long. RefSeq lists its product as uncharacterized. NCBI's taxonomy places the organism in Eukaryota, Viridiplantae, Streptophyta, Magnoliopsida, Poales, Poaceae. The record is from RefSeq and is a predicted model, not a curated record.
CAUUGGAUAAAAUCAAGAUCCACACCCUAUUUUUAGUGUUCUUCUACAAUAUAGGAAAAGCUUCAACUGUGACACAUAAUAAAGGAGUUCCAAAGCUUUAUCUCUAAUGAUCUGAUCUCUCCCCCUCAUAUACCCUUUCACAACUUUAUUUUGAAACAUGUAAACGUAUAAACGGCAAAAAAAAAAAAAUCUCUCCCCGUCUAUUUGACUGUGAAAAGUAGUAUUUCUCAUUUUUCUCUAUCUCCAAACUCUCUCUGUUGUUCCCAUCUGCCGGAGGCCGGAGUGAGGGAGCAGCCGGCGAGGAGGGAGGCCGGCGUUGGCCAUCGGCGUGGACGACCUCGCCCAAGACGACGCCGACGCCGCCGCCGACGACGACGACUUUCCCGUGUGCGGAUUGGCCAAGGCGGUGGGGUUGGAGGGAGGGGAGGGGAGGGGGGUGACGCGCGCGGCCGGUGCGGUGCGGUGCGGCGCGGUGCUCCCCCCGCCAUCUCCGGUCGGAUCGGAUCGAAGCUUUGUGUUGAUUAGACUUGGAGGAGGAGGAGGAGGAGAGGGGGGAGGUUUUGGGUUUUUCUCCUUCCCUGGCAAUGGCAGCGGCUGCGGGGAUGGGUGGCAACGGCAAUGGCGCGGAUGACAAGGCACGUGAUGUCACGGAUCAGUCCAAGGCUCUUGGUGGGAACAGCUGCGAGGACCGCGCGCUCCCCUCUGCUGUGCGUGUCACUGUCAGUGGUGAUCCGGUGGGGACGUUUGGCUCUUUUGGGAACAUGGCCGAUUAUAAUGUUCACCUUCAUCAGCCUGAUGAAGGUGACGACCAUGGUGACAGCACGGAGUGCUCGAGCUCGUUCGGGCCCUCUUGCUCCGCGUCGUCCGAUGAUGAUGACGACGACACGAAGUCGGAGAUGGAUGGCAUGGAGGUGGAUUCGCCGUUUCUUGGUCCAACCCGUACCGGUGCGGAUCGCGCUAGCUCUGCACCAAGGAUGGUCAGACGGAGACAGGUGACAGCCGAGUGGAGAAAGAUUGUUGGGCCAAUAAUGUGGCGAUGCCAAUGGUUGGAGUUGCAUAUGAAGAAUCUCUUAUCACAGGUAGCAAAGUAUGACAGGGAACUUGCUAUUAUCAAUCAUGAAAAAGAUCUGCAGUUGGAGAUGGUUAAAGCAGAUGGUCCUAAAUCAGAACCGGGAAAACUAUAUCCCCAAAGUCAUGAGAGAAUUAUCAUGAAGAGAAGAAAAAGGAAAAGAGAUGAAGACACUGUAGAUACCUCAUUGUACUUGAAGAGGCACCCCGCACUGUCUUAUUAUGAAAACAAAAACAGUGGAGUUCAAACGGAUGGUCCCUUGGUUAAUGGUGGUUUUGACAGUUCAGUUGUUGAGGACAUCGAAAGCACUGAUGAUGCGUUAGUUGAGAAUGACAGGGUAUUUGAACAAUAUUCUUUAAGAGAGAUUCUUCUUACAGUUGAUGAUGUCCAGUCCCGAAUUCUUAGUCUUCAGGGUCGCCUCAGCAAUGCUCGCAGCAAAUACAAGAAGUUGUCACAAUGCUUAGACCGUAAACAGGUUAAGGUGCCUCAAAAGAUUCAGAAUCAGAUGACCUGUUGUAAGAAGGAUGGAAGACGUUCUCAUCAGAAAACAAAGUGUAUGCAUACUUUGCUUCAGAAGGAUGACUUAGAUAGAUCACUUGCUGUGGUUCCACCUGUAUUUGGUAGGUCCACUGACUGUGUGUUGGAAUGUAUGAAGAAAAAUGAUGCACAAGAAGAUGCAGUACAAUCAGAUCUAAAUGGAAUCACAAUUGAGAUGUUCUGUGGUAAAGAUAAUUUCCUAACCAAUGCCCAUGUAGGGGAGUUAUACAAAGAAAGCGCUGAUGAUGUCCUCAUAGAUAAUCAAGCAGCCAAAGAAGGUUAUCAGCUAUUUGAGAAGGUCAAGCCAGAGGAGCAUUCAGAGCUGGUUAUGCCUCCUUCCAAAGUACAAAAAGCAAGUGCAGACAUAGUGGACUAUGAACAAGUUCAAGAAACAGCUCCAGUUGCCAAGCAAAUCAUCUCUGGAGACAAGCGUGGACAGAAACCAAAUAAGAAACAUGGGCUUCCUGUGCUUGCGAAGAAAAUUAAAACUGAGAAAGAUCCCGGCAAUAUGAAGAAUGAAAAGACUGUUUUGGUGGCUGUGGAUCCCCGGAGGAGUACACGAGUUCGAAAACCCAAAACUUAUUGAAGCUAUUGGUUUCCAGCCGUCCUGGUAUCUGGUUGCUACUUAACCAGUGGAUUUUUGUCGUGCUGUCCGAAUAUGUAGCUACAUUGAGCCAGAUGUUAUAUAGUUUGUUAUGUAAGUAAUCAUAGCAAUAGGAAGGUGAAAUGUGAAGUGGCAUGUCUCGCUCAGGGAUCAAGAACCCUUUAUUUCUUAUUGGAGGUUACAGAUAGCAGCAAUAGUUGCCUUAUGAGUCAA